CUCCCUGCUCUGGCUCAGCGCUUUACCUGACUUCCAGGAACUGCCCCGCCCUGACUCACGGGCGCAUUGGACGCCGGGUAUCGUUGCGCAAUAGGGGAUGCCGGGCCCCGCAAACUCUGAUAUGAAAUGCAGGUUCUUUACCGCGCUAGGGCGCACCUAUGCUUGCUAGCCUAAACCUCAAGAACUCAACCUAGCACACCGCCGCGCCCGAACCCACCGCCUUUGCUUGCUUUCGCCUAGCUUGCUUUCUUCCUCUCCCGGCCGCCGCGACCUCUUGAUUUAUUGCUUUUUCAGUGGUCCCUGUCUCUUUCCUGCCCUUUUCGGCCAGGUCUCUGGUUUGCGCUCGGCAAGCGCUCUCCGGCUAGCGCCAACUCGUCGCGCCGCAGCCGCUGCAGCCAGCUUCAGGCGCGUUAGCUUCCAUAUGGCUGCGACCCUGCUGACGCGGCAGCAGCACGGCGCUGCGGCGUCCUGCGCGGCAGCGCCCGGCCGGGCCCGGUGCUGCAGUUUUCCUGCUGCACCUCGGCUUUUGGCGCAGCGCCCCAGCACCUCGGCCCUUCGCGUCCUCAACACAGCCUCGGGCUCGCGGGGGUCUCCUCAGCAGCAGCCGCAACAGCACGACAAGGGCGCGGAUCUCGGAAACCCAUCCAACAGCUCGGUCAAGCCCUCUCGCCGCGACAGCGCUGCACUUUUGGACGCGCCCAGAUCGUUCUGGAUCAAUGCGGCAGCGGGGCUAGCAGGCGGGCUGCUCCUGACGGCUGCAGCAAUGCACUUGAGCGGCGACGCGCACGCGGCUGCUGUGCUGCAUACAAAUGUUGCCUCGUCCGCUGCCGGCAGCUCGCUAGCUGCCGGCAGCUCGCUAGCUGCAUUCACCAAGGAUUUCGGCCCAGCGGACCUCUUGAACCACAGCUUCGGCCCGGCGCGGCCGCUCUGGACCAUGCUCAUCCAUUCGCACACGCACGCCUCCGCCUACUUCACUUCCCCACACGCCGCCACUGCUGUAGCCGGCGCAGCUCAGCACCUGCCCCACCUGCCCCACCUGCCGCUGCCCGUGUCCGGUGUGUCGGGUGGGGGCGGAGGCGUGAGCCCCGUGGCAGAGCCCUCGUCGGCUUCCGAGCUGUGGACGCAGGCGCGUGGGGCGGCGCAGGAGGCGGCGGCGCACGUGUCUCAGGCGACGCACGGCGCGGUGGCGCAGACCAUCGAUGGCUACAACGCGUGGCUCGAGGAGAGCCCGCUGAUGUGCAAGAUCGUGACGGGCAACUUCUUCACCGUCGCUGGCGACAUGCUUGCGCAGCUGGCAUGCGGUGGAGGCGGAGGCGGGCACGGCGCACCUGAGGCCGUCGAGCCUGAGGCCGCCACAGCUGCUGGCGCUGCCGCUGACGGGCGCCGGCGUGUGGACUGGGCGCGCACCGCCCGACUGUGCACCGAGACGUCGCUGGUCGGGACCCCGCUUGCGCAUUUCUGGUUCAACCUGCUUGAUGCGCGCAUCCUGCCCGACGACCCGCACUGCCCCGCCGCCGUGCUGAGCAAGAUGCUGCUGGACCAGGUGCUGUUCGCGCCGCUGGGCCUGGCGCUGUUCUUCGUGGUCAUCAAGCUGCUGGAGGGCCGCCCGCAGGACAUCAGCCGCAGCCUCAAGACCAGCUACGUCAAGUCUCUGUUUGGCGGCUACCUGCUGUGGCCCGCCGCCGGGCUGCUCAACUUCGCGCUGCUGCCCAACGAGUACCGCCUGCUGUUCAACAACUGCGUCAACAUCAUCUGGACCUGCUUCCUGUCCAUCAUGUCGAGCUCGGAGAACACCCAAAGCUCAACCACCGGUGCUGGGAGCGGCUCAUCACUGGUGGCGGGCUCGCCGGCUUCGGCCACUGCUGCGGCACCCCUAUCGGCUGCUUCUGCCUCUUUGCGGGCCGAGGCAAUUGCGGCUGCCGGCUCCAGCUCCAGCAGCAUGCUCAUGGCAGGCGCCCAGGACUUUGCGGCGACAGCUGUGGCGGCGGCCGCCUUGGGCGCUGCGUACAGCAGCAACCGGCCGGCGCUGGGUGCUGUGGCUGGCCUGGCAGUGGCGGUGGUGGAGGCGACCUGCCACUCGGCGGCAGCGAACGCUGCCGCUGCCGCGGCUGCAUCCGCACCUGCUACGGCGGCGGCUCCACAGGCCGAGCUCCCGCAGCAGCAGCAGCAGCCGACGCAGGCGUCACUUCUACACACGGAGGUUGAAAGUGCAAGCAGCGGGUCUGCUAGCUCGGCUGCUGCUGUUGAGGGGGCUGCUUUGGCGCGCUCGUUCGCCUGGGGCGAAUCCGUGCUGGUGGGAGGCCCGUGCCUUGAGGUGUGUGAGCGCGAGCGGGAUGAGGCCAAUCGCUGAGCGCGCCUACUUGCUCCCACGUUGGAGCUUGGCACCAGCGGGCGUGCGGGUGGCUGGUAUGCGGAGGUUACUAGGCAUCAGACAAGGCCAGGUGUCAACCCUAGCACGUUUGGCGUAAACUUUCUCGUUAUGACACGAGUGUAGAAGAGUGUGAGGGCACAUGGCCAUGCACGCACUGUGUUUGUGACGUACGUCCUAAAGAGGCAAGACGCAGAAGCGAGGGACAGUCAUUGCAUAUUGUCAAGCGCAAGUCGUGUAGCCAACGAAUAGGGUGGGUUGAGCAGGAUGUCGGACGCAGGAGUAAUCGGGCUGUGGGCGGCACGCACACGUGUACCACAGGCGGCGCACGCAGGGCGGGUUUGAGAAUGAUUGUGGAUUCUGUGAAAUUGGUGCGGCGUGAAGAUGUGAGAGAUGUGAGUCGCUACAGAUGUGGCGUGCACACGAUGACAGCACGCAUCAGAGAAGACAAUCGAGACACGAGAGUGAUGAUGUGCAUUUUAUCACCAACUUGCAUGAACCUAUUGUAUUAGGUAUUACACGUGCUUCAUUGAAAGCUAUGAUAGCCGCAGGACUGCUGGUGGUGAUUCCGGUGCAGUGGGACUGGGCAGUAGUUGGACUGCGAGGAGGUUGGGCAGUAGCCAACACAAACAACUGGUGUCGGUGCACCCAGGCGGGGCAAUGCUUUCGAAGUGCACCUGCAUGCAUGGCGGGAAUGCCGCUGCGUGUUUGGAUGGGCUGAGGCAUGCUCCAUCCAGCGUUAACAAGCGCACUACUAUGGUGUGCUGACGCGCGCGGAAACAAUGUUGGAAGGGCCUGCUGGGCGGCCGUCCUUAACGCUGGUGGGUAGCUCCCGUGUCGGGGAUUGUGUGGCGGGGUCGGGGAUUGAUGCGCGCUGUGACGGGUUACUUGCACCGAUUGUGGUGUGACUGGUGUCACAGAACUUGCUGAUUGAGAGGCGUCACAUUCACUGAUACAGCCCGGAGCACAUGGUUAUCAGAGACCUACCCAGGGUAGCAGUCAAUGCUGGGACGUCCGCCCAAGCUUCCACGUCCGCGCUCUGUCUUUGAGUCGCUUUGCCUCUGCUUCAGAUUUAGUCAGUGGCGGCCUGCUCGUUUGCUUGGUGCUCCCUCACCUUGACUGCACCCGCUGUCAUGGACAGCUCCACCAUGGGUUCCGUGGCGUGGACUGCAUUGAAAGGUCGGGAAUGUCGGGGGACCAGGCUGCCUCAUGACAUGCGGAUACGAAGGGUGGGGCUCUGUAACUACCAAUACAG
Molecule: messenger RNA, 3623 nt
Organism: Chlamydomonas reinhardtii
Lineage: Eukaryota; Viridiplantae; Chlorophyta; Chlorophyceae; Chlamydomonadales; Chlamydomonadaceae
Exons: 5
Coding region: 422-2350 (642 amino acids)
Cellular component (GO): cytoplasm; membrane
Source: RefSeq, a predicted model, not a curated record